Molecule: messenger RNA, 3685 nt
Organism: Dioscorea cayenensis subsp. rotundata (Guinea yam)
Lineage: Eukaryota; Viridiplantae; Streptophyta; Magnoliopsida; Dioscoreales; Dioscoreaceae
Product: protein FAM91A1
Exons: 12
Coding region: 147-3146 (999 amino acids)
Source: RefSeq, a predicted model, not a curated record
CCAAGGGCGUAGCAAUCCGACCCGUUAAGGAAUAGUCCAAAGACUCCUCCGCUCCGGCCAUCGUCCCCUUCUCUCGCCUUCUCCACCACCGCCUCUCCUCUCCAAGCCUCGAUCCAAGAAUCCCAAAGAUCUCUGUUGUGGAGAGGAUGCAUCGCGUUCCGGCGACGAUUGAGGAGCAGCUGAUCUUGAAGGCGAUAAGGGAGGAAUGCCCUUGGGAGAACCUCCCCAAGCGUCUGCAGUCCACUCUUGCAUCCAAGGAAGAGUGGCACCGGAGGAUAAUAGACUAUUGCAUUAAAAAACGAUUGCAGUGGAAUACUUGUUUUGCACGUAAAGUGUGCAAAGAAGGAGAAUACUAUGAGGAGAUGAUGCGUUAUUUGCGUAAGAACCUUGCACUAUUUCCUUAUCAUCUGGCAGAAUAUGUUUGCCGAGUUAUGAGGGUUUCACCAUUCAAGUAUUACUGCGAUAUGAUCUUUGAAGUUAUGAAAAGUGAACAACCAUAUGACAGCAUCCCUAAUUUCAGUGCUGCUGAUUCAUUACGACUUACAGGAAUAGGAAGAAAUGAGUUUAUUGACAUAAUGAAUAAGUGCAGAUCGAAGAAAAUUAUGUGGAAACUGAAUAAGUCAAUUGCAAAAGAGUUGCUGCCCACACAGCCCGUGGACUUUUCAAUCGAACCAUGGUGGGGUGUUUGCCUGGUUAACUUUACUUUGGAGGAGUUUAAGAAACUCACUGAAGAAGAAAUGGCAACAAUUGACAAAGUUUGCAAGGAAGAAGCAAACUCAUUUGUUCUCUUCGAUCCUAAUAUUAUACAAGGGCUCUUCCGGAGAGGACUGAUCUACUUUGAUGUACCUGUAUUUCCUGAUGAUCGUUUUAAAGUUUCCAGGCUGGAAGGUUUCGUAUCUAACAGGGAACAGUCUUAUGAAGAUCCCAUCGAGGAGCUACUCUAUGCUGUUUUUGUGGUAUCAAGUGAGAAUGCAACUGUUGCUGAAUUGGCUGCAACAUUGCAAGCUGACCUCUUCCAGCUACAGGCUGCUGCAUCUUUUGCCUGCCGCUUGGGUUGGGCCAUAAAGCUUAUAGAUCCAGAAUCUGUACUUCAGGAAUUGAAUAUACCAGGCUCUCCCAGUAGUUUACUCAGUGAUGAUGAGGAUGGUUCGAAUGUAAGCUUGAACUCAGAGAGUGUUGGUCAACAAGGUCGUGGUCCUUUGGCGGAACGGCGCAGACCAGUUUCUGGAACCGCCCAUGCUGCAUUUGUUGUGGAUGCUAACAUAACAUCGUAUCUGAUGAUGGGUUCUCUUUCUCCAGGAUUAAAAUCUCAUGCUGUUACAUUAUAUGAAGCUGGAAAGUUGGGUGAUUCUAGUAUUGCAGAACUUUGCAAAGAUCUUACCACUUUGGAAGGAAAAAGAUUUGAGGGUGAAUUGCAGGAAUUUGCAAACCAUGCAUUUAGUCUUAGGUGUGUUCUAGAGUGUCUUCAAAGUGGAGGAUUGGCCACAAAUGAAGUAGGUGAUAUAAUUGGUAAUCAAAUUGAUAAGCAGCUGCCAGUGGCUGAUGAGGCAAGUUCCCUUAUAUCUGAUAUCAAAAUAGUUCCGGAAUCUUACGAUUCUGGAGCAAAUGAAACAGGCUCUGAUGCUCCACAGCCAUUUCUUGAUUCUUUUGGAACAACAGGCUCUGAUGCUGUUAGCAUCGAUGAUGGUUCAUCUAUAAGUUUUUCUUCUAAAGAUGGUAGCAGUGGACCAAUUAAUGAUUUUCUGGUAAAGGAUCAAGAUAAUGUUAUACUGUCAGAAGCUCCAAAUAAUGAUAAAGGCCCAUUGAAGAAGAAAAGGAAAUACGGGGUUGAUGUUCUCAGGUGUGAAAGUCUGGCUGCUUUAGCACCAGCAACAUUAGAACGACUAUUUCUCAGGGAUUAUGACAUUAUUGUUUCUAUGGUCCCACUUCCUUCUUCAUCAGUGUUACCUGGUCCUUCAGGUCCCGUCCAUUUUGGUCCACCUUCUUAUUCUUCGAUGACACCUUGGAUGAAGCUAGUUUUAUAUACAACCAUGGAGAGUGGACCAUUGUCAGUUGUUUUGAUGAAAGGCCAGUGUUUGCGAAUGCUCCCUAUACCAUUAGCUGGUUGUGAGAAGGCCCUAAUUUGGUCUUGGGAUGGAUCUACCAUUGGCGGACUAGGAGGCAAGUUUGAAGGAAAUUUGGUUGAUGGUAAUGUCUUAUUACAUUGUUUAAAUUCCAUGCUCAAAUACUCGGCUGUGUUAGUACAGCCUCUGAGCAAAUGUGAUCUUGAUGGGUCUGAAAAGAUUGUUACAGCAGAUAUUGCACUACCUAUUCAGAACUUUGGCAGUUCUAUAGCUCAAAGUGGAAUAGAGAUGGGACAGUACCCUGAAGAAAAUGCAUCUUUCAGUUCAUUGUUGAGUGCUUUCUCCAGCAAAUUUGAACUGUUAACGGUGGGUUAUAUACGCCUAUUAAGACUUGGAAAGGAAAGAGAAUCUGACAUGUUUCUUCCUGAUGAUAAAAAAUAUGAAUGGGUUCCUUUAAGCUUGGAAUUUGGAAUCCCUUUAUUCAAUCCAAAUCUGUGUCGGAGGAUUUGUGAAAGGGUGGUUUCAUCGCAUUUGCUUCAAACAGACUUGUUUGCCAAGCACCAUGAUUCCAUGCAGAGUUUGAGGAAGAUGUUGCGAGAAAUUUGUUCAGAGUAUCAAGCAACAGGCCCUAGUGCAAAGCAUUUUUACCACAGAGAACCUAUAAAGGAACCAUCUCGUCAAUUGAUGAAUUAUGCCAGUGGAAGGUGGAGUCCACGUGAUCCUUCUACGCCGAUAUCUGAAGCCUCUAGUGAACACCAGAGACUCAAACUUGCUAACCGACAGCGUCCCAGGACUGAAGUUCUAAGUUUUGAUGGAAGUAUUCUAAGAUCAUAUGCACUUGCUCCAGUAUAUGAGGCUGCAACGAGGCCUAUUGAAGAAUCUUCUUCUGCAAAUGCAUCAAAACCUGAAUCAGAUGAUACAGAAACUAAAGAAGUUGUGCUCCCGGGCGUUAAUCUGUUGUUUGACGGCUCUCAAUUGCAUCCAUUUGAUAUAGCUGCUUGUUUGCAAGCCCGUCAACCUAUCGCUUUGAUAGCAGAAGCUUCUGAAGCUUCUGCCUAUGUGCAGACAAACAGGGCAUUGUGAUUACACUGUUCUUUCAAAUGAUAAUAUAAAGCCGGCAGAUGAACCAGCAUUCACCACCCUGAUAAUAUCUUUACCUCCUGGUUAUUGUUCACUGGUCUGGAUCUCUUUAUCAUCAAGGAUUGGUGGUACAUGUUUUUGAGUGUGUUGCAGCUGAGGCAUGACAAAACUCUUACUUAUUCAGGUUACUCCAGGACCUCUAACUAUGAAUAUGCUAUUUUCCUGCAACGAUUUGGCCAUAACUGAAUGCAGAAAACAACAGUUCAUCAUAGCCAGCUCUCUGUUGUGAGUUUUGAAUUGCAAGUAUAUACUAUAUAAUAUAUAAAGUUAUUACCAUGUGUGGUCUAAUAUAUAUCUUGCAGUGGAUGAACAAUUCUCUGUUGAUCUCCAAUCCCCACAAUGAUGUGUUUUGCUUCUUCUUUUUUUCUUUUUUCUUUUUUUUUUGUACUUUCAUCAUGGUAUUGUUUUUUGUUUUUUUCAAUUAAUUUACACUUUUGUUUGUUAUCUGCAAAUUCUUAAUCGAUCUUAUUUUGCCGAGUCAA